This is a messenger RNA of Lactuca virosa, 555 nucleotides long. The record is from the annotation of a GenBank genome assembly. NCBI's taxonomy places the organism in Eukaryota, Viridiplantae, Streptophyta, Magnoliopsida, Asterales, Asteraceae.
AUGGGGCAAGAUAGUAACACCAACCCAGAAAUCGCAGAGGCUGAUACUAACGAACGACAGCAAGAUAGUAACACCAACCCUGAAAUCAAAGAGGUAGAUACUAACGAAACUGAAGUCACCGACGAACCAGUUAUCGAACAGGAGCAUAAUCAAGUGAUUGAAGAUACUAACGAAACUGGUAAUAUAAUACCAGAUGUGUCUGUUUUGCAGGAAAAUGAACAAGGAAAUGAUGAUAUCUCAAACCUUGAAGAGGAAUAUGAUGAUAUUGAAACAGGAAGUAAAACACAGGAAUUAUUCCUCCAUACAAAUUCGCUAAGUCUCUACACAGGGAGCAUAUUUGAGACAUUAAGGCUAGCCAAACCUUUAAUAGUGGUAGUCAAUGAAGACCUAAUGGACAACCAUCAAAGUGAGUUAGCACAAGAACUUGCACAAAGGAACCUUUUGUUUUGUGCCAUUCAAUCUCUGGAAUCGGAAUCCAUCAUUCCAUACCACCCAGGUGAUGUCAUUCCGGUUGCUAAACUCAUCAGCCGGUAUCUGGGUUUUCCUUCAGAUUGA